AUGGCUUUCUUCCUCCCUCUACUCUUCCUUUCUCUAGUCUCCUCCUCCGCCGCCGCCUGUGAUCGUUGUCUUCAUCACGCCAGAGCUGCAUUCUACCAGGUCGAGUCCGACGGUGAACUUAGAGGCGCCUGUGGCUAUGGAAAACUCACCUUGGAGCUCUCAAAUGGCUACUUCUCGGCUAUCACGGCUUCUCUUUACGGCCAUGGCGCUGGUUGUGGCACCUGCUUUCAUGUAAGGUGUAAAAACGAGGCAAUGUGCAACAAAAAAGGCACCAAGAUUGUUGUAACGGAUGGCAAUGAGAGCUCUCGAACAGCCCUUGUAAUUAGCAAGAAGGCUUUUAGUGAAAUGGCUUUGAGUGGCAAAGAAGAAUUGCUUAUUAUUGAAGGAGUUGUGGACGUUGAAUUCAAAAGGGUUCCUUGUGAGCACAAAAACAAGAACUUGAUGGUUAGAGUGGAAGAGAUGAGCAAAUAUCCCACUUAUUUAGCCAUCAAAUUGCUUUACCAAGGUGGCCAAACCGAAAUAGCAAGCAUAGAGAUCGCUAAGGUGGGUGAUUCGAAUUGGGCUCCGAUGGCUCGCAACUAUGGAGCUGUUUGGAACUCGAAACAUCACGUACCGGAAGGACCAUUGCAAUUACGGUUUAUGGUGACUUCUGGAUUUGAGAAGAAGUGGAUCGAGACAAAGUCUGUGCUUCCCGCUGAUUGGAGACAUGGACAAGUUUACGACACUGGAGUUCAAAUCAACGAUAUAGCUAAAGAGAGUUGUUCAAAUGAUAAGUGUGCCGAUGUGCAUUGGGCUUAGUAUA
Molecule: messenger RNA, 802 nt
Organism: Cucurbita maxima (winter squash)
Lineage: Eukaryota; Viridiplantae; Streptophyta; Magnoliopsida; Cucurbitales; Cucurbitaceae
Product: expansin-like A2
Exons: 5
Coding region: 1-798 (265 amino acids)
Cellular component (GO): extracellular region; plasmodesma; plant-type cell wall
Source: RefSeq, a predicted model, not a curated record